AGCGCCGACCGAGAGAAACAUCAGUCCUCCUCAUCGUGGGCUCCGAGAAACACGCACUCUGUAAGGUGGAAGAAACUUUUACCCUCCAGAGAAGAGUUAGAAACCAGCUAGGAUACACAUCUGGUCCAGAGACUCACGCCAAACGAUAACCAUGUCGGCUUCAUCGGCGAAAGUCAGCAGGAAGGAGAAUUCAAAUCACGACGGAGCAGACGAGACCUCCGAAAAAGAGCAACAGGAAGCAAUUGAACACAUUGAUGAAGUACAGAAUGAAAUUGACAGACUGAAUGAACAGGCGAGUGAAGAAAUUUUAAAAGUAGAGCAGAAGUACAACAAAUUACGCCAGCCAUUCUUUCAGAAGCGAUCAGAACUCAUAGCCAAAAUCCCCAACUUCUGGGUCACAACAUUCGUCAACCAUCCACAAGUUUCAGCUCUUCUGGGGGAGGAAGACGAGGAAGCUCUUCAUUACUUGUCGAGGGUGGAGGUCACCGAGUUUGAGGACAUCAAGUCAGGAUAUAGAAUAGAUUUUUAUUUUGAUGAGAACCCAUACUUUGAGAACAAAGCCCUCUCCAAAGAGUUUAAUGUAAACGAGAGUGGAGACCCUGUUUCCAAAUCCACUGAAAUCAAAUGGAAAGCUGGAAAGGACCUGACAAAGCGUACAGGCCAGACGCCAAACAAAGCGGGGAAGAAAAGGCAGCACGAGGAGCCCGAGAGCUUCUUCACCUGGUUCACCGACCACUCGGACGCAGGAGCCGACGAGCUGGGAGAAGUGAUCAAGGACGACAUCUGGCCCAACCCGCUGCAGUACUACCUGGUCCCCGACAUGGAGGAUGAGGAAGGUGAUGGCGAUGACGACGACGAUGACGAGGAGGGUCUGGAAGACAUUGACGAGGGGGAGGAAGAGGAAGGUGAAGAUGAAGAUGAGGAUGGUGACGGAGAAGAUGGAGAGGAUGACGGUGAGGACGAUUAAAUGCUUCAGCCAACAUCUUUUCCCGGUCUUCCUUUCGUGAUCAUCCUACAACCCACGGGAGCAAAAUAUUUAGUUUGUUUUGGGGGAGGGGGAUUUUGUAAAAAAAAAACAACCACACAAAACAAAAAACUUUUUUUUUUCUUCCCCUGUGUGUCGUCAGCCUGUCCGUCCUCUUCCUCAGCAGCCUCAGCCUGUCCAUAAUGCCAUGUCACAUGACCAGUUUCAAACAGCAGCAACAAGAUUGGGCACCCCUUGACAAAUACCAGUGAUUUGGUGACUUUUUUUUUUUUAAUGAAAAUAUGUAAACGUAGAUAUGGAACAUAAAAAAAAUAUGUUCUAACAAUACUGCAGAGUUACUUUUUGUCAUAAAUUGAACAAAAAGAAAUAAAGCCUCAAUCAUAAAGCCUUCUGCAUUUUUAACAAUGGUGCAGUCAAAGUUCCACCAUUCAUCCCUCAUCCCUCUUUCAUCAGAUAUGAACAAAACUCAGUGUGUAUGUUGAGGAGAUGGUGCAGCACAUCUCCAGUGAGUUUAAUCAGGAUUGCUCCAAGGUGUUUUGAAUCAUGAGCAAAUAUGUGACAGGCCACGCCCACUUCCACCAAUCAAUAUGAAACUUCACAUUUUGGUUAAUAGUCACCUCCAGUGUGAAUGUGAAUCUCAGUCCCCCAAGACUCUAGAAGACGAUACCAAAUUUGGUGUUGAUGAAGUCAAAAUCCAAGACGUUCUCUUCACAUGACUGUUGUCCAUCAUGUUGGACCUUUAUGGUCCAAGAGGUGUGUGUAAUUUCAAGUCAAUCAGACUUGGGUGUGAGGGGUGUGGCCUUUUUGAAAAUUGAAUUUCUGGGCCUUAAUCACAGCGCCACCAUCUGGCUGAUUGGGAUCGCAGCUCAUUUCCAGUUUUUGAGCCAAGUCUCAUAGUUUUAUCUCAUUCCAGCUCAGUCAUUUGAGCCAUGACAGAAGACUACUACUAUUACUACUGCUACUGCUACUGUUACUACUACUACUAAUACUAACAAUAAACAGGGACAAACACAGAAGGGUUCUACCUCUUUUGGGGGUUUGAACCCUAAAAACAUUGUGGCAUGUGCAAAAGUUUGGGCAUCUUGUAUAGUCAGUACUUACUAACUCUCCCUCUGGCACAUAUCACAGCUUGUAAAUGCUUUUGUAGCUUAAAGCCUUUCAGUUCUUGUAUUUUGGGAUUUUCUCCCAUUCUUUUCUAAUGGUUCAAGUCAGAGGACUGUGAGGGGCAUUCCAAAAUCCUCAGCUUGUAUUUCUUAGGCCGUAGUGGAUUUGGAGGCAUGUUUAGGAUCAUUACCAUCCUCUUUAAGUUCAGAUGUUUGAUGUUUGCUUCCAGAAUUUGUUGGUAUUUAGUGGAAUCCAUUCUUCCCUCCACCUGUGCAAUUGGCUGCAACAAAAUAUGAUAGAUCAUCUCCUGUAGAUUUAUUUCAAACAUCUGACUUUGUAUUGUAUGACGAGGAUGUAGGUAAAGUUAUUUUCUACUGUCUGCCACACGAGCAGUUCUCUCUCUACGAGAUUUUUCGUGGUCUUCCAGAUCUCAUCUUGACCUCUACAGUCCUCUUAGUCUGCUAUCUCUUCAUUACAUUUUAACACUGUGGAAACUGCAAGCUGACAACACAUUGCUAUCUUUUUGUAGCUUCUCCUGCACUGUGGGCAUCAAUAACUUUCAUUUUCAGAGUGUCACUAAGCUGUUGAGUGUUCACACAAGAUUUGAAGAGUCAGUGUUUGUAAAGCUUUGAAACUGGCACCAGCUGACACUUCCUCAUGACAAGUGCUAACAAGCUGAUUAAGGUCUGAAUCAUUGUAAAAAAGAAUCUACUUUUGACCAGUUUAUGACAAAAAGUAACUGCAUAAAUGUUUGAAGUUUUCCCCCCGUAUUCUACAUAGACUGUCCACAUUUUUUCAAUAAAAUAAAAUCACCAAAAUAUGUCAUUUGUCAAGGGGCGCCCAAACUUUUGCACCCAACUGCACACAGCAGAUCUACAUUGGGUGCGGUGGGGGGUGGGUGGCUCUCUGGAAGUCCCACCUGUCAUUGUUUCUCUACAUCUCCCAAAGACAUGCAAAAGAAUAAAAAAAUAAAUAAAAAUAAGAAAGGAGGAAAAAAAAUAAUUUGUAGCAUUCUGCACGUCAUUCUACGUAGAUUUAAGAUACGUACAAUAGCAAUUUCUAUGUAAGAUAUGAAGUUACAGUUUCUGUUGAAGUUGUGAGUUCAAUAAAAAAUAAGCCAUGGUGCAGUGAUAACUUAAUCAUAGCAUCCUUAGCCACUUUUAUAUAUAUAUAAAUGUAUAUUAUAAUAUAUCCAGUGGUUGGGGGUACUAAGGCUUAUUAGAAGUUGCAUUUUUCCUUUGUGACUUAUUGUAGUAAUGGAACUGAUUGAAAGCACCAGCUUGUUCCUUUCAACCGUUGUAAAUGUCUCUGGGGUAUACAUGUGUCUUGGUAAGACAGUGGUUAAUUGUACACAGUUUAAUGGGGGUGGGGGGGUUGACACCAACUCUGGAGUUUCUGUUAAUUAAAUUUUCAUUAUGUUGUUUUUCAGGCACCCACAACAAAGUUUGAAAUGUACAUUUUUUUAUAAAAACAACCUAAAAAUCUAAUUUUGAGCUUGGCUUAACAUUUUGAGAUGGGAGAGAGGAGGGGGGAAAAAAAAGAUUUCUGUAGAAUCUCCUGUUCCACUGGAAACCUGUUCACAUUAAAUUAAGUGUACCAGUUGCUUUGUUACAAUAAAUAAAUGUAUACAUAAUGUUUGGAGUAGUUUGAUCGCAUUUGGGAAUUUUCUAAUUGGCACCAUAUUUUGUCUUUGUAC
Scomber scombrus (Atlantic mackerel) is the source of this 3785-nucleotide messenger RNA. Its product is annotated as protein SET-like. The transcript has 8 exons. Gene Ontology annotation, biological process: nucleosome assembly. NCBI's taxonomy places the organism in Eukaryota, Metazoa, Chordata, Actinopteri, Scombriformes, Scombridae. The record is from RefSeq and is a predicted model, not a curated record. The coding region runs from base 152 to 967 and encodes 271 amino acids. Gene Ontology annotation, molecular function: histone binding; chromatin binding. Gene Ontology annotation, cellular component: chromatin; nucleus.